UAGGAGGAAAGAAAAUGUCGCCAUAUGGUAAAAGGAUACUUCCUUUGAAUAUCCUCACGAAAUAUCGGAAAACAGAGAUGUUGACCCUCUUCCUUCUUGGUGCCUGUAUUUUUGUGGCAGGGGUUGUCGGGCACCCAGCUAGACCUCCCUUGUUGGACCUGAACAAGGCCAGACACCUCUUCCAGUUGGCUGAGAAGAACAACGGUGUUACAGAUGGGGUUCUCACAAAGACAGAGGUCGUGCGUAUCUUCACAGCUUUUGAUGGCAACGGUGAUGGGCGCGUCACGGAGACAGAGUUCACGGGCUACUGGCAGAAGGAAAACCUGGGCGACCUACAGGCUGCGGUCUACUUGUUCCAUCGCGCCGACACCGACAACAACGGCGUCUUAACCGUCACCCCCGACCUCGACAGAGUCUUCAGCUACUUCGAUACAGAUACAAACGCCAAGGUCACCGAGGCUGAAUUUGCUGUCGUGUGGUCAAGUCUUACCAGCUAAACACCAUUGUAGAAACAAAUCUGAAUCUGGAAUAAACACGUCUUUCUCUA
Messenger RNA from Haliotis rubra (blacklip abalone), 547 nucleotides. RefSeq names its product probable calcium-binding protein CML10. The record is from RefSeq and is a predicted model, not a curated record. Lineage: Eukaryota; Metazoa; Mollusca; Gastropoda; Lepetellida; Haliotidae. The transcript is spliced from 5 exons. The coding region runs from base 15 to 497 and encodes 160 amino acids. Gene Ontology annotation, molecular function: calcium ion binding.